AUGACUUCUCCUGAAUUUGCCGCGGCAUCUGUUGCUUAUGCCGUAAGCAAUUUAGUAUAUGUUAUAGAACCUAAUAAUCUAAAAUCUUCUGUAUUUAAGCAUUCAAUUGGUGUUGCAACUGAUACAUUAAUAAAAUAUAAAGAACAAGCAAAGAAAAAUGUAUUCAACGAGGAAACUGAAGUAGAAAUAAUUCAUGCUAAUGCUGAUCCUUUCUCGAAUUUAUAUGCAUCAAUAGUUAAAGGUUCCCUUGUAUCCGUGGUUAUACCUUUAAAUACUUCAAAAACCAUUUUAAUUCAAGCUAUACCUCAUCUUUAUAAAAUUGCAAAUAAUCGAAGUACGUCUACCGUAAUUCAUGUAGCUGUCGAUCGUAGUCAUGAUAAUAACGUUGAGGAUUAUACUGAUGUAAUGGCUUUAAGACAAACCGGAUGCGUUCUUUUACAUUCUUCGGGUACACAAGAAACUUGGGAUUUAUCUUUAAUAGCACACGCAUUAUCCAUCAAGACUGGAGUUCCAGUAAUCCAUUUUUUUGAUAGAGAUGACAAUAAUUCUUCUAAGGAAAAAAAUAAUUAUUUAGGGAAUGAUGUUAUCAAAAAAUUAAUUGAAGAAGCAGAUAUAAUUAAGUAUAAAGAAACACUUGCAUCCACAAUUAAACAAAAUGAACGUUAUUUCAGAUCAAUAGUUCUUUCAUCCGACGAACAUAUUACAGAUGAAUCAAAAAUUAAUGGUGGUAGUAAUGGCAUAGAAAACCCAAAAGAUAGUUUUUUAUUAACUGUAGACAAAAUUUUUGUGCAAUUUAAAAAGGAAACAGGUCGAUCGUAUAAAGCUAUAGAAUUUAUUGGUGAUAAUAAAUCCGAUUCGCUUAUUAUUACUAUUGGUUCUGGUUCAAAACACAUAAAGAAACAUAUACAGGGAGGGAAAAUUUUACAACCUUUUUCUAUGGUAAAUAUCAGAGUAUAUAGACCAUGGUCAGAAAAAUAUCUUUUUGACCUUCUUCCAAAGAAAAUUAACAAAAUUAUCGUAUUGGAACAAGUAGUCGCGCGUACUACCAAAUGGACACCUAUGUACCUUGAUAUCGUUGCAGCUUUUCAAAAUCACUUAUAUUGGACAAAUAAAUUGCCAAUUAUUGCAAGUUGUCAAUAUGGGUCAUUUAUAGUUGAAUCCAUUGGUCUUGAAAUUACUACAUUAUUUCAAAAUCUUUCAUCCAGCGAACCUCGUCGAAAUUUAGUCAUCGGGCAUGACACGCAGAAAGAAAAUGGCAUCAACGGUGUUAACGGCAUCACCAAUGACAUUAACGGCAAAAUAGAUCCGAUUGACAAUGCACCCACACUAGAAAAACCUUACCUUAAAAUGUUACUUGAAGUCUUUAAAGAUAGAUUAUUUAUUGCAAAUGUCACAUCUAAAUCUAAUGUCGGUCAUCUAGAAUCAACUCCAGAAUUUGGAUUUGGCGUUUUGCUUGCGAAACUUCAAAAGCGUGAUGAAUUUGCUAAUGCAGUUACUAAAAUAGUUAAGAAUACAUCCGUUUCAUUGCCCGAACCUUUACUCAAAGCGUUAUCACAAUGGCUUCUUUAUAAAGAUGAUUCCGAGCAAUCUAAAAAUUUUGGAAAUACAGCUAUCGAAUAUCUUAACAAAAUUAAAAAACCAAAUCCAUCUCUCACUAUAAUUAAUAAUCAACAGAAUUUAUUUGCUAAACCCGCGAAUUGGCUUAUAGGUUCGGAUAGUUGGGCUUAUGACAUAGGCGCAUCUGGUGUUCAUCACGUUAUCUCCUCCGGGAAAGAUAUUAACAUUUUGAUCAUUGAUUCACAACCUUACACAACUCGAACUGCAGCAGAUCCAGAGAAACGAAAAAAAGAUAUUGGUCUGUACGCAAUGAAUUAUGGGGAUAUUUAUGUCGCAUCAGUUGCAAUAUAUUCUUCAUAUACUCAAGUUCUGCAUGCACUUAUGGAAGCCGAAAAAUACAAGGGACCUUCAAUUGUAUUGGCUUAUUUGCCUUAUUAUAGUGAAGAAGAUACCACUAUCACCGUAUUAAAAGAAACCAAAUUAGCAGUUGAUACUGGAUAUUGGCCUUUAUAUCGGUGGAAUCCCGCAUUAGAAAAAGAAGGAAAAGAACCAUUUACCUUAGAUUCUGAACGAAUUAAAAGUGAACUUCAAUCUUUUCUUGAUAGAGAAAAUCAAUUGUCCCAACUUAUAAAUACGAGACCUGAGCUAUCUGAAACAUUAACAAAUUCCCUUGAAUCCGAAGUAAAAUUACGUCAAAAAUCUUUAGCAAAAUCAGCAUAUGAAAAGCUUUUAGGUGGUUUAAGUGGUCCACCGCUUUUAAUUCUUUUCGGAUCAGAUAAUGGUAAUGCGGAAGGUCUUGCCAAGAGAUUACAAAAAGGUGCCAAGGCACGUGGAGUUAAUGCGCGUUGUAUGGCUAUGGACGACUACCCGAUAGAAGAAAUUAUUACUGAAAAGAAUAUAGUAUUCUCUGUAUGUACCGCUGGUCAAGGUGAAUUUCCACAAAAUGCUCGCGAAUUUUGGAAAACUAUAUCUUCCACAACCGAAAUUUCUUUUUCGGACACACAAUUUGCAGUUUUUGGUCUUGGUGAUAGCAAAUAUUGGCCACGAGAAGAAGACAUAAUUUAUUACAAUAAACCUGGAAAAGAAUUAUUUGCGCGCUUAGAACUCUUAGCUUGGGAGCCCGAACUUUGGAAAGCUCUUGGAGUGGAAUUACUUGGAACUGUUGUCGAAGAACGUAAAAAAACUGAUGAUGAUAUGAAAGAUGAGUCAAAUUUUUUGAGAGGUACUAUUGCAGAGGGACUUGAAGAUACAUCAACAGGAGCAUUAUGUGAAAGAGAUACUAAAUUAACCAAAUUCCAUGGGAUUUAUCAACAAGAUGACCGUGAUUUACGAGAUGAGCGUAAGGCUCAAAAAUUAGAAAAAGCGUAUUCAUUUAUGGUAAGAGUACGUGUGCCAGGAGGUGUUUCUACGCCAAAACAAUGGUUGGCAAUGGAUGAGAUUUCAGAUAAACAUGCAAAUGGUUCAUUAAAAAUGACAACAAGACAAGCUUAUCAAUUGCAUGGAGUUCUUAAACGUAAUUUGAGAACUACAAUUCGAGAAAUUAAUAAAUGUUUACUAGAUACUUUAGCCGCUUGUGGUGAUGUAAAUCGUAAUGUUAUGUGCAAUCCAAAUCCUUAUAUAUCUGAAAUUCAUAGUCAAGUAUUUGAAUUUUCCAAAAAACUAAGCGCACACCUGUCACCUCAAACUUCAGCUUAUCAUGAAAUUUGGUUGGAAGAUAAAAUUGUGGCCGGUCAAGCUGUUCAAGAUGUUGAACCUUUAUACGGUCCAACUUAUCUCCCACGAAAAUUCAAGAUUGCAAUUGCAACUCCACCUAGUAAUGAUGUUGAUGUUUAUGCGCAUGACUUGGGCUUCAUCGCUAUUACAGAUGAUCAUAAUAAAAAGUUAUUGGGUUACAAUGUAACUGUUGGAGGAGGUAUGGGAAUGACUCAUAAUAAUAAAAAGACUUAUCCAAGACUUGCUGACUCUCUUGGAUUUUGUAAACUCGAUCAAGCUGUUGAUGUUGCUGAGAAAGUUAUGUUGGUUCAACGUGACUUUGGUGAUAGAACCAAUCGUAAACAUGCUCGCCUUAAAUAUACAAUUGAUGAUAGAAGUAUAGAUUGGUUCCGUUCUGAAGUGGAAUCUCGAUUGGGAUAUAAAUUGGAGAAAUCACGUGAAUUUCAAUUUAAAGACAAUUCUGAUAGAUUCGGUUGGACAAAAGGUCUUAAUGACAAAUGGCAUUUUUGUAUGUAUAUAGAAAAUGGUCGUGUCAAAGAUUUUCCAGGAUUGCCUUUCAAGACAGGACUUCGUGAAAUUGCCAAAAUACAUAAAGGUGAUUUCCGAUUAACACCCAAUCAACAUCUUGUUAUUAGUAAUGUACCCGAGAAAGAAAAACCGAAAAUUGAAGAAUUGUUAAAGAAAUAUAAGUUGGACAACUUACAAUUUACAGGACUUAGGUUAAAUUCGAUGGCAUGUGUUGCAUUACCAACGUGUGGUUUGGCGAUGGCAGAAUCUGAAAGAUAUCUUCCUUUACUUGUAUCAAAAUUAGAAUCGAUUAUAGAGGAAGUUGGACUAAAAAAUGAUGCGAUCACAAUCAGAAUGACUGGAUGCCCUAACGGUUGCGCACGUCCAUAUGUAGCUGAAAUUGCAUUUGUUGGAAAAGCCAUGGGCACAUAUAAUGUUUAUUUAGGAGGAGGAUUUCAUGGUCAAAGAUUAAAUAAGUUAUAUAAAGAUAAUUUAAAAGAAGAUGAGAUUCUGAAAGAGUUGAAACCAAUUUUGGCGAGAUAUGCGAAAGAAAAAUUAGAUGGCGAAAGAUUUGGAGAUUUUGUUAUUCGAACUGGAUAUGUGAAAGCUACAACUUGUGGAAAAGAUUUUCAUUCGUAA
Molecule: messenger RNA, 4416 nt
Organism: Diversispora eburnea
Lineage: Eukaryota; Fungi; Glomeromycota; Glomeromycetes; Diversisporales; Diversisporaceae
Source: the annotation of a GenBank genome assembly